AUGAAAACUCCACUCCUUGAAUACCGCCUUUUCUUCUUCAUAUCCUCCUGCUUGCUGCUCCAAAUGGUGGCAGCCCAAUCCCAAUGCUUGAGCCAUCAGAAAAUGUUGUUGUUGCAGUUCCGCAGCAGCCUGGUGUUCGACUCAACAGCUUCAACCAAGCUUGCGCGCUGGAACCACAGCACACACGACAACUGUUGUGUUUGGGCUGGGGUGGAAUGUGACACCUCAGGUCAUGUCAUCAGCUUGAUUCUCGACAAUGAAGGGAUUAUUACAGAUGGUAUUAACAGUUCAAGUGCUCUAUUCAGUCUUCAAUACCUUGAGAGGCUAAAUUUGGCUUAUAACAACUUCCAUUCCAAUACAAUUUUCAUUCCAGUUCCAGCUCCAGUUCCAGUUCAGAUCUAUAAUCUUACCAACUUGACAUAUCUCAAUUUGUCAAAUGCUGGUUUUGGAGGGCAGAUCCCCAAUGGAAUAUCAAGACUCACAAGGUUGGUAACUCUUGACCUCUCAACCCAUCCCAAUUUGAUAAUUCAUCUUGAGAUUCCAAAUCUAAACCAAUUCUUUGAGAACUCGACUCAACUUAUACAACUUUAUCUUGAUGGUGUUGAUCUUUCAAGUAGAGUUCCAAAAUUCUUAGCCAAUUUCUCUAACCUCAAAACCUUGAGCCUCAGUCAAUGUAAUCUUCAGGGAUCAUUUCCAACAGAGAUAUUUCAGAUACAAGGUUUACUGGAAUUGAGUUUGGAAUACAAUGAUGAUCUUAGUGGCCGUAUCCCAUCAUUUCCUGAGAAUGGAUCACUUAGGAUGAUCUCAGUAGCUCACACUCAAUUUUCUGGUUCCUUGCCACCCUCCAUUAGUAAUCUUAGCAACUUGUCUAGGCUCGUUCUCUACGGUUGCGAUUUCAGUGGAUCAAUUCCCUCUACCAUGGCACAACUUACCAGUCUCACUUAUGUGGAUUUCUCGCAUAACAAAUUCACCGGCUCAAUCCCAAAUUUUCAAUCGUCAAAGAACCUUACUAGCAUAGAUUUUUCUUUUAAUGGCCUGACAUGUCCACUUUCUUCUAAACAUUUUGAACACCUUUCAAAAAUUGUGUACAUAAAUUUUGAGUCAAAUUAUAUCUCUGGAAGAAUUCCCCCAUCUCUGUUUUCACUUCCAUCUUUACAGAGCCUAUAUCUUUCCAACAAUUCAUUUGAUGGUCUUGUUGAUGAAUAUGUGAAUGUAUCUGACUCACAAUUGGAAAGUCUAUAUUUGAGUUCUAAUCGUCUAAAUGGGUCUUUUCCAAAAAUAUGUGAAUGUGUCUGUCUCACCAUUGAGAAUUCUGGAUUUGAGUUAUAA
This is a messenger RNA of Ipomoea nil (Japanese morning glory), 1329 nucleotides long. Its product is annotated as leucine-rich repeat receptor-like serine/threonine-protein kinase BAM2. Bases 1 to 1329 code for a protein of 442 amino acids. The record is from RefSeq and is a predicted model, not a curated record. NCBI's taxonomy places the organism in Eukaryota, Viridiplantae, Streptophyta, Magnoliopsida, Solanales, Convolvulaceae. Gene Ontology annotation, molecular function: protein binding. The transcript has 2 exons.